AUGACCCGUGACGAUCUCUUCAACAUCAACGCUGGUAUCGUCAAGGGCCUCAUCGAGGUUGCCGCCGAGGUCGCCCCCAAGGCUUUCAUCCUUGUCAUCUCCAACCCCGUCAACUCUACCGUCCCCAUCUCCGCCGAGGUCCUCAAGUCCAAGGGUGUCUUCAACGCCCAGCGCCUCUUUGGUGUCACCACCCUCGACAUCGUCCGCGCCGAGACCUUCGUUGCUGAGAUCGUCGGCAAGGCCAACCCUCAAGAGCUUACCGUACCCGUUAUUGGUGGUCACUCCGGCGAGACCAUCGUCCCUCUCUUCAGCAAGGUCACUCCUUCCGUCACCAUCCCCGAUGACAAGUACGAUGCUCUUGUCAACCGCGUCCAGUUCGGUGGUGAUGAGGUCGUCAAGGCCAAGGAUGGUGCCGGUUCUGCCACCCUCUCCAUGGCCUAUGCCGGUUACAGAUUCGCUGAGAAGCUCCUGAAGGCUGCUGCUGGUGCCAAGGGCCUCGUUGAGCCCAGCUACGUCUACCUCCCCGGUGUCCCCGGCGGUAAGGAGAUUGCCGAGAAGACUGGUGUCGACUUCUUCUCCGUCCCCAUUGAGCUCGGUCCCAACGGUGCCGAGAAGGCUAUUGACAUCCUUGGCGACAUCACCGAGAAGGAGAAGGCCCUCCUCGCGGCCGCCGUGUCUGGUCUCAAGGGCAACAUCUCAAAGGGUGUCACCUUCGCCCACAACCCUCCCCAGAAGUAA
This is a messenger RNA of Podospora anserina S mat+, 738 nucleotides long. RefSeq lists its product as uncharacterized. Bases 1 to 738 code for a protein of 245 amino acids. The transcript has 3 exons. Lineage: Eukaryota; Fungi; Ascomycota; Sordariomycetes; Sordariales; Podosporaceae. Gene Ontology annotation, molecular function: L-malate dehydrogenase (NAD+) activity. Gene Ontology annotation, biological process: tricarboxylic acid cycle; malate metabolic process. Gene Ontology annotation, cellular component: cytoplasm. The record is from RefSeq and is a predicted model, not a curated record.